Danio aesculapii is the source of this 4572-nucleotide messenger RNA. RefSeq names its product diphosphoinositol pentakisphosphate kinase 1b (gene ppip5k1b). The transcript has 31 exons. Bases 324 to 3890 code for a protein of 1188 amino acids. Gene Ontology annotation, biological process: inositol metabolic process; inositol phosphate biosynthetic process. Gene Ontology annotation, cellular component: cytosol. Gene Ontology annotation, molecular function: 5-diphosphoinositol pentakisphosphate 1-kinase activity; diphosphoinositol pentakisphosphate kinase activity; inositol hexakisphosphate kinase activity. Lineage: Eukaryota; Metazoa; Chordata; Actinopteri; Cypriniformes; Danionidae. The record is from RefSeq and is a predicted model, not a curated record.
UUUUCUGAAGGUAAGUUCACGCGCAGCUCCAGUUUCACACUGACAGCAGACGAGGAAGUCUUAACGCUGUCCGCCAGCAAGAGUUCCUCUUUCAAACAAGAAAGAAAUUGAUCAGGAUCAGCGUGUUCCUGGCUCUGGAGGGAUGACACCAAAUCUUUAAGAAUUCAACAAGCACCAUUUUCAAAUUUUCUGUGCUGUUGAAGUCACUUCUAGGCCUUCAUCCGACAGGAUUACACACCUCAUCUGUCUAAUGUUCUCAUCACUGAGCUUCAGCGCGAGAUGCUGCUCUGGGAGUUGGGCUGUUUGACAGAGACUCGGCAGAAAUGUCGAAGUCAAGUGGGAUGUCCAACAGUGAACUUCCUCGGUUCCUCAUUGGAAGUGAAGGAGGUGAAAGCAGAGAACUGGACGACAGAGACAUGAGGAACAUCUCAGGGCCUUACGGAGAGGAGGAGGAGGAGGAGGAGGAUGAAGAUCAGUCAGAGCGUCAGAUCGUUGUGGGAAUCUGCUCAAUGAUGAAGAAAUCGAAAUCUAAACCAAUGACAGAGAUUUUGGAGAGGCUCUGUAAGUUUGAGUACAUCACCGUGGUCAUUUUUCCAGAGGAGGUUAUACUUGGUGAACCGGUGGAGAAGUGGCCACUGUGUGACUGCCUCAUUUCCUUCCAUUCCAAAGGUUUUCCCCUUGACAAAGCAGUGAGUUAUGCCAAACUAAGAAACCCCCUUCUUAUCAACGACCUCAACAUGCAGUAUUUCAUUCAAGACAGGAGGGAAGUGUACAGGAUUUUAAAGGAAGAGGGCAUUGACCUUCCACGCUAUGCAGUGUUGAACCGGGACCCUGACCGACCAGAAGAGUGUAACCUUGUAGAAAGCGAGGACCAUGUGGAAGUGAAUGGAGAAGUGUUUCAUAAACCCUUUGUGGAGAAGCCUGUCUCUGCUGAGGACCACAAUGUCUACAUCUAUUACCCAACCUCAGCCGGCGGGGGCAGCCAGCGCCUCUUUAGAAAGAUUGGCAGCCGGAGCAGUGUUUAUUCUCCUGAAAGUACUGUCCGUAAGACUGGAUCUUACAUCUACGAGGAGUUCAUGCCCACAGAUGGCACUGAUGUCAAGGUUUACACGGUAGGACCUGAUUACGCUCACGCAGAGGCCCGUAAAUCUCCUGCUCUGGAUGGGAAAGUGGAAAGAGACAGUGAGGGGAAGGAGAUCCGCUAUCCUGUGAUGCUCACUGCAAUGGAGAAGCUCGUUGCCAGAAAAGUGUGUCUUGCAUUUAAGCAAACAGUUUGUGGUUUUGACCUCCUCCGAGCAAACGGCCACUCUUUCGUCUGUGACGUUAAUGGUUUCAGCUUUGUGAAGAACUCCAUGAAGUACUAUGAUGAUUGUGCCAAAGUCCUGGGGAACAUGGUGAUGCGAGAGCUGGCUCCUCAGUUCCACAUCCCCUGGUCAAUCCCCAUGGAGGCGGAGGACAUCCCAAUCGUCCCGACUACCUCAGGAACCAUGAUGGAGCUGCGUUGUGUUAUUGCUGUAAUUAGACAUGGUGACCGAACGCCCAAACAGAAGAUGAAGAUGGAGGUCAGAAAUGCCCUGUUUUUCGAAUUGUUUGAGAAAUAUGGUGGAUAUAAGAGCGGAAAACUCAAGCUGAAGAAACCAAAACAACUCCAGGAAGUGCUGGAUAUCGCUCGUCAGCUGUUGGCAGAACUGGUCCUGCAUAAUGACUGUGAGAUCGAGGAGAAGAAAUCCAAACUGGAGCAACUGAAGACGGUUCUGGAGAUGGAGUCCAGCCUGAAUGAUAAUCAGUAUGGACAUUUCUCAGGCAUCAACAGGAAGGUGCAAUUGACAUAUCUGCCAAAUGGCCAGCCGAAAGCAUCCAGUGAGGAAGAAGACACUUUGAAGGAGGGUCCGUCUCUGCUGCUGGUGUUGAAGUGGGGGGGUGAACUGACUCCAGCAGGCAGAGUUCAGGCAGAGGAGCUGGGCAGAGCUUUCCGCUGCAUGUACCCUGGAGGACAAGGUGAUUAUGCAGGUUUCCCUGGUUGUGGUCUUCUGCGUUUACACAGCACUUACCGCCAUGACCUCAAAAUUUACGCCUCGGAUGAGGGUCGUGUGCAGAUGACUGCGGCGGCAUUCGCAAAGGGUCUGUUAGCACUGGAAGGAGAGUUGACCCCUAUCCUGGUUCAGAUGGUGAAGAGCGCCAACAUGAACGGGCUUCUGGACAGUGACAGCGACUCGCUCACCGACUGCCAGCAGAGAGUCAAAGCUCGACUACAUGAGAUCAUGCAGAAGAGCAAAGACUUCAACGAUGACGACUACAGCAAGUUGGCUCCCACAGGCAGCCCGUCUCUGGUGAACUCAAUGGGGAUCAUCAUCAAUCCAGUCAGGACCUGUGAUCAAGUUCACACCCUCAUUAAAAGCCUGACCCAGCAGAUCUGCAGAAGACUGGAAGACCCCAAAUCUGCUGACCUGCAGUUGUACCACAGUGAGUCUCUGGAGCUCAUGCUGCAGCGCUGGUCUAAACUGGAGCGGGAUUUCCGGAUGAAGAACGGCCGCUACGACAUCAGCAAGAUCCCGGACAUCUACGACUGCGUGAAAUACGACACACAGCACAACAGCUCUCUGGCUCUUGAGGACACGCUGGAGCUCUUCCAUCUGUCCAAAGCCCUGGCAGACAUCAUCAUCCCACAGGAGUAUGGAAUCACUAAAGCAGAGAAGCUGGACAUCGCUAGUGCCUACUGUCUGCCGCUGGUCAAGAAGAUUCAGCUGGAUCUUCAGAGGACUCAUGAGGACGAGGCCGUCAACAAGCUGCAUCCACUGUGGUUCAGGUACUCGCGGGGUGUGAUGUCUCCGGGUCGACACGUUCGAACCCGGCUCUACUUCACCAGCGAGAGCCACGUGCACUCCCUGCUCAACAUCUUCCGCUAUGGAGGCCUGCUAAAUGAGCAAAAAGACGAACAGUGGAAGCAGGCGAUGGAUUACCUCAGCGCUGUGACUGAACUCAACUAUAUGACGCAGAUUGUUAUUAUGCUGUAUGAGGACAAUAACAAGGACCCUUCCUCAGAGGAGCGUUUUCACGUAGAGCUGCACUUUAGUCCAGGAGUGAAGGGCUGUAAGGAUGAGGAAAAUGCACCGCUGGGUUUUGGCUUCAGGCCUGCUUCCUCAGAGAACCACGAGAAGCAGACGGACCCAGGCAGUCUUGAAGACCUUUCUCAAGAUGAGCCUGACAGAGCGGCACUCACUGAGCCAAUCAACAUUCAGAAGAAGUCACCGCUGAUCCGCAACCGCAAGGGUGGAUCUAUGGAGGCUCUAUCAGAGAGCAACCCUUCAUCUCGUGGCCUGGCAUAUCGUAUCUUCCCCUCAUCAUCCCGUCAAUCACCAGAGAUCAAACCCAGCAGCCUAGGAGCCCAGUGUGCAGGCCUCUUCAGCGCCUCCUUCCCAAACCUCAGAGAUCUAACACGAGCGCCACGAAAAAAACCCUCCUCACUCAAGAAUCUGUCUUCUCAAGCCGAGCUGCUCUCUAUGCCGGCAGUAAAGAGAUUUUCUGUGUCGUAUGCCAGGCAUCCGACUAAUGGGUUUGAAGGUUAUUCACUGGUGCCCUCCAUCUAUCCCCUGGAGACCCUGCACAACUCGCUGUCCCUCAAACAGGUGGACGAGUUCCUGACUGCGCUGUGUAAGAACGGGAGUGAAACACAAUUCAAGAGGCUCAAAACUCUGUCUGCCAUGUUUGAGUCGCACUCCCAGCCAUCCAUAGAUGUUGAUAGUAUGGAGACCCCAGUGACCACCCCGGUCCAGAGCCAGCCAACUGCACAGUCUUUAUGGUACACCGGUGGUCCUCCCAGUACCAGCUCCGGACCCUCGUCUCCUUCUGUAGCAGAUCCCUCAUCCAACUUCGCAUUCAGCAGCGAAUGAAUGUCUUGCAAGUAUUUUUUUGAUCAGUAUCUGUUUAAAGGUUGAGGUUAAGAUCGAUAUGAUCCUAUUUGUAAGCUGCUAAUAUUGUGCUAUCUACACUCGUGCCUGAACAAAACAGAACCGCUUAGGCAGAGAUUCAGCUGAUUGGAUCUGUCAGCAAAUACAGCUCUGAAACAAGUAAUUAGCUCUUCCGGUGGAGUCAGGUAGUAAUUAUGAUCUCCGAGUCAGUGGCAGAAAGAUAGAGCCAAUAGAGACAAUAGUAGUUGUGUUCGUGUGUGUGUGUUUUUUUUGUCAUCCCACACCAAUGCAACUCGAAUAAAUAGCCAAAGGAGCACACAGACCAAUUAAGAAUAAGGAUUUUGAAUAUUUAAUCAUUCAGAUCUAGCUUUACAGAGUCAGUUUAAUUUUACCACUGUUGUUUGGUUUAUGUAUAUAAGAUGUUUUUUUGUGAUUUUUGUUUGUUUUAGAUGUUUUUGAUUAUGAUUUAGAUGAGAUUAAAAUGAAAAUUGCUGUAUUUUUAUUAUAAAAUGCGAAUGUAUUGUUUGGGAAUUAUUAAAUGUGUGUAAUAUGAGCAUUUCAAGAACUGUUUGCAAUCUCCAGUUGUGUUUACUCUGUGAAGUUUUUAAAAAAAGUAUAUUUAAUUUUAGAGAAAUAUAUUACUUAAUAAACAGCUGUAAAAGUG